Molecule: messenger RNA, 1373 nt
Organism: Hermetia illucens (black soldier fly)
Lineage: Eukaryota; Metazoa; Arthropoda; Insecta; Diptera; Stratiomyidae
Exons: 7
Coding region: 93-1295 (400 amino acids)
Biological process (GO): cell-matrix adhesion
Cellular component (GO): basement membrane
Source: RefSeq, a predicted model, not a curated record
CAGGUUGUCAACUAUCUUUGGGACAAAGUGAUGUUCCAUUAUUCUGAAUGUAGUGUGAAUCACAGUGAAAUUUGAUACUCGUAAUUGUCGUAAUGGAAAACAGUAUUCAAUGCAUAUUAGUUGUAUUAUUAGCAGCACUGGAAAUCAGUCAAUCUCAAAGUUGUCCAAAGUGUAGUUCUAGUGUCCCAUGUGUGUCAUCCUUAACCGAAUGUCCAGAUAAACAAUACCUCGUUCAAAAUGCUAACCUUUGCGACUGUUGUCCUGGAUGUAAAGGAGGAGCAGAAUUUGGAUAUUUCUGCAGUUCCUCCAGCUCCUGUGCUCCAGGACUUACAUGCCAAAACGAUAAGUGUGUUUUCGAUAAAACAACAUGUUCCUAUACUUAUCAUCUGAAGCACCUUUCGGUAUUACCAACAUGUGAAGUUGAUGGCACAUUUGCUGCUGUUCAAUGCAAGGGUGAUAGAGUUAUGGGGCGAUGCUUUUGCUACUCCGAAAGUGGUGAACGUAUUUUCGGAUGGGCAUGGCGAAGGGAUGCAGAGGAUAUGACCUGCACUUGCAGUCGAAUGAAAUACAAAUUAAUGAAAAGUGGUCAAAUUGAUAAUACGAUUCACUGUGACCAGAAAGGAAAUUUUGAGCCUCUACAAUGCAGUAAUGGAGUUUGUUGGUGUGCUGAUGCAAAAACUGGUGAAAUUAUUCACGGAACUCGAGCAGUGCCAGAAUCUAUGUGGACGUUUUUGCCUUGCUAUGACAUUGUAAAAAUGGGUCUCACUUAUCUGAGACAAUGUGAAAGUGCAGCGUAUGCACAGUAUCUGAUGCAGAAGACGCUCGCAAUCCAUGGCACCAUACAUGCAGAAUUCAAGAAAAUUAUCUGUGAUUAUGAUGGCGCUUAUGGGAUUUACACCGUUGCUGAUGGAAUAGUUGCUUGCCAGUGGAGAGAUGGAACGAAGAUUGGAUCAUUUCAAGGAUCAUCAAACACAAUUUCAAAGGUUAAUUGCAAUUGUGCCCGGGAUCAGAAAAUUUUUGCUGAGGCUGGUUUAACACAUACUCUAGCAUGUAACGGGAACGGUAACUACGAAAGCAUACAGGAUAUCAACGGACAGUUUUUCUGCGUGGAUCGUGAUGGAUUCGCAGUUAGUGUACCCAUUGAAACAGAUCACGCACCCGAUUGUGAAAAAUACAUAUAUUAUGAAAUAGCAGCGCCACCAGAUAAUGACUCCGAGGACUAUAAAUCACCAGAAAUAAAAGAUGGUGCAUACAUGUAUCCUGAUUAUUUCGGCGGAGACCAUCUUUAUUACUAAGAAUUGAUGAAUUGGUGAUAAAAGCUUUGCUUGGAAUAAAGCAAAAUUAUACUCCGUAAUCUUUGUUAAAUAAGUUAC